Ylistrum balloti is the source of this 2117-nucleotide messenger RNA. RefSeq lists its product as uncharacterized. Lineage: Eukaryota; Metazoa; Mollusca; Bivalvia; Pectinida; Pectinidae. The transcript has 13 exons. The record is from RefSeq and is a predicted model, not a curated record. The coding region runs from base 1 to 1851 and encodes 616 amino acids.
AUGACUGACUCGGUCCUUCCGGGUGUUAUCUGGUCCAUGAUAGGGACCUUAAUAGCAGCUGUUCUGUUCUGGUAUUUCUACAAGAGGAUCACAAGGAAAGUCCCCCUUAUUAAAGAGGGCAACUUGAAGAGCAGGUUUGAGUUGGUGGAUGGCGUAAGUCUAUUUGACAAUGAUCACAGUGAAUGCGCACGCCGUGUCAGAAUCGCUCUCCUGGAGAAAAACAUACCCUUCACCAAGGUAAAUGUUGACCUGGCUAUUGGAGAGCAGUAUACCGAAGACUACCUUGCUAUAAACCCAAAUGGGAAGGUUCCAGCAAUAUGUAUUCGGAACGUUCAGGGUGUACCAGACUGUAUUUUGUUCGAGUCGAACGUCAUCAUUGAAUACUUGGACAAGGUAUUCCCGGGGACGAGUCUGUUCCCAGAUGAUCCGUGGCAAUGUACCUGUGUAAAGAUGUGGCAGGAAUGGGAAGAACAAAUGGUGCAGGACUUCAUGGCCUUAUACUACCAGAAUAUGUUUGGUUUCCUCACAAGACUACAGUUUGGGUCGAUGAAGGCAUUGGAAACGUCCCUAAACAACGCCAUCUCCAAGAGCACGAAAGCAAUAUAUAUGAGGUCAUUUGAAGGCACGUAUAAGACUGUCGCAGAACUGGAACAACAUGGAUUCGCCUGUUAUAAAAUGCUGUUUAUGUUGGAAAAAGAGCUGGGUGGUAGACAGUUUCUGGUUGGCAAUUCCUUAACGGCGGCUGAUCUCGCCGUGUUUCCACGAGUAAGCAUGUUUCCGAAAAUCGGUCUUCCUAUUCCAGAGGACAUCUUUCCAAACGUAACUAAAUACUUAAAGGAUCUUGGGGCGAGAAAGUCAUUUGCCAUGAGUGAGGACGUGAAUACACAACGGUUAGGUUACUUCGUCACAUCUUUUGAGCGUGUGUUGGUGUGGAUAAGUAACGUCAGGAGUGGUAGAACGUGCUCCCGGGUGAAUGGAAGGACCGCUCUCUCGAGAGCAUCAGUAUUGUACAAAGAUGUGUCGGAAUACGAUGAAGUAUUAGACGAAUCAAUCAAUGGUAGAACAUUGACAGAAGUUUCCUUGUCGGCUGAGACCUGGCAGUGUACUCUACUGAUGAUGGAGAAGGAGAUGUCAUUUCGGUUGGCACAUGGUGACGUAAUGGACUUGAUAGGACGUUCAAGUGGCUGUGGAAGGCUUCAGUGUCUCAAAGAGGGCGAAGGAACAGUGUUCGGACAAUUGUCCACUCUCGAGUAUAUCGACCGGACGGGUUCAGGACAAAAUUUUCUUCCGAACGAUCCUUUGAAGAAGGCGGACGUUCAGUGUUGGCAGGCAUGGGAAAAAUCGUUGUACACAUCUGAUAUAUCACCCCUCAUCGAAAACAAAAUUCUGUCUCAGCUGUUGGUGACAAGGUACCAGGAUAAUAUUGAUUCGUUAAUGCAGCUGGAGUUUUCUCCCAAUCACGCCGACAGAUUUCCAGUUAUUGUCAAGUACUUCAUAUUAGGAAUGAAAAAUUCGGAUCGUCACGUGACGGAUAUGUUGACCAAAUAUAGUUCGGAAGGGAUCCCGUCUCAAGAGGAACAGCAGAAAUCAUGCGAGGGCCACCGGGAGAACAUACUGGAACGAUUGGAUUAUCUAGAGAGUACACUAAGGACACGCGUGUACCUGGUUGGGGAUGAGGUGACGCUGGCAGAUAUGUGUGUGUUCUGUAGACUUCAACAGCUGACUUUCCUAGACAUAGACAUUUUACCUGGCAGAUAUCCGUCCGUCUCUAAAUGGAUAGCAAAAUUGACAGAAAGGCCGGGCUUUUUCGCCAUUGCUGCUUCUGCCAAAUUACCUCUUCAGCUGAAAUAAGAUCAGUUCAAACCUUUGUUAUAUAUCGGGGACUGGAGUAACCGCCCUGUACCAUGCUAAUGAUGUGCUUACUUGAUAAAUGAUCCUAUAUCAAAAUACAUUAUAUUGCUUUGCCAGCUAAAUGAGGUGCUACUUAUAUUCAAGUUGUGUUCACAAGAAAACAUAAAAUGUGAAGAAAAUUGUUACAUAAGCUGCCCUACCAAUGUAACGACUCUCAGACUGGGUAAAUGAAUGAGUGUAUGUGAUAAUGGAUCAAAGAAAAUAUG